Messenger RNA from Parnassius mnemosyne (clouded apollo), 6654 nucleotides. NCBI's taxonomy places the organism in Eukaryota, Metazoa, Arthropoda, Insecta, Lepidoptera, Papilionidae. The record is from the annotation of a GenBank genome assembly.
AUGGCGGACGCGGUCCCUGUUUGUGAUGUCUUAUGUGAGGCAAUGGAAUAUCUGUCAAAACUAGGAUCGAAUUUAAAGGUUCGGUCUGAGAAUUUAAAAGAGAAAAAAAUAAGAAAAGAUCGAUUAAAAAAUACACACGCCGUUCAAAAAGCCGCCAAUAAAGUAUUAUUGAUUUGCGAAUUAUCAAGAAAGUCGCUUGAUAAUGUGGAAACUGGGGUAAAAAAUCUUUUGUCUCAUAUUGACGCAUUGCAAGCCCCUACUAAUUCUGGCGGGAAAACAUCACGCUACUCAAAGGAAUCUAAUAUUCCAUAUGAAUAUUUUGAAUAUGAAUCCAAGAAGUUAAAAAUAAGGAAAAAAAUUUUGCUUAAACAUUAUACAUCGGUUAAAGUUGUUGCAAAACCUAUGCCCUCAACCGUGUUUAAUGAGUAUCCGGUUUAUUAUGAUUGUAAACUAUUCCAACUAAAUAAGGAAAAUGCAAAACAAGCACAGAUAGCUAAAAAGGUAGCAGAAGACACUGUAAAGAAAUACAGCAGGGGAAGUGACAGUGAAAGUGGCCAGACAAAAGACCUUAGGCAAGAGUUUAUAUCAGAGAAUUCAAGUAAUAAUCCUAGUGAUACAUCACAAACUUGUAAUAGAUUAGUUGACUCUGUUGUAAAUACCACAGUUGAGAAUUCUAAAAAUGAAGACAAUCAAGACAACAGCAGGUCAAAUAAUUCAAAUGAAUCAUUAAGAGGUUUACAUUUAGAACUUUCAACAGAAGAUAAAGGAAUGGAAGGGCUAACGAAUGAAUGUGGAAAUGAUGUUGGAGAAAAUAAUUUCAUGAGAAAUAAAAAAUCUGAAGAGGAGCUAGAAAUAGACAAAGAAUCUAAAAAUGAAUGUAAAAACAUGCACCAGUCUAGAAAAAAAUAUAAACACAUUCAGGUUUUUGAUGAUAGUUCUGAUAGCAAUAAAGGGGAGGAUAAUAAUGAUAGUAAAACUACACAACUAGAAGAAAAUGAGUCCACAAACUUACGUCAGGAUAAUAAAUCUUUAAGCUUGCUCAAUAUUAAUGAACAGAGUAGAACUAGUAAUAAUGAUUUGUAUCUUGAUAAUGGAACUAAUGAUGAAGACCAGAAAAAUGAAGCACCAUCAGAAACCAGUGAAACAAAGAAAACAUUUAUAAAAUGUGUGAAUAUAGAUAAGUUACUUGACGAAUCGAAAAAAGCCAAUAUUUCGGUUGUGGAAAUUGAUGAUGAUGAUGAUGAAGAAGAAAGAUUAAAAAUGAAAACUAAGCAAAAAGAAGAAAAAAGUGAUAAGGUACGAAAAAGCUUAACUAAACAGAUCACAAACAAGCCAAAAAAGAAAUCUAGAAAUAUCUUAACUGAUGAUUCAUCUGAUGAGAAUUACUGGGAACAGAAAAGAGAGGAGGUAAAAUUGUUUAAACCUAAACAGUUUAGAAUAGAUAUCCAUAGGCUACCCAAUUUCUCUGUAGAUUUUCUAAAGACUCAUAAUUUAAAUAAAAUUGUGCAAAAUGGUGGUAUUGUCUGUGAUUUAGAAACUCUUUUAAAAAAAUUAAAUGAGGAUGGUAAAGAGAAUUUAGAACCACCGCUGUCUAAAAACCCUUCAAUGGAUGAAAUUGUUGAUGAGAAUUUAAAAGAACCUUCUAACAAUAAAAUAAUUCCAGAAAAUUCAAGAGCUGAGACCAUGCAUGUGAAAAAUAGCUUAUUAAACGAUUCUGAUUCUGAUAAAUCUGUGAAUAAAAUUAUGGAUAAUGAUUUGCUUAAAGAAGCAGAGAGUAUAAGAAAUGCACUUCUUAAUGACAGUGAUUCAGACGAACAUAGUGACUUAGAAAAUAGGAAACAAUCUGGUGUUGAAACUGAUAAAAAUGAUGAAAAUUCUAUACCAAAGGAAGUGACAAAUGACACUGUGGGAGAUCAGAAUUUUUCAGAAAAUUCUACACCAAAGGAAGUGAUGAGUAACACUAUGGGAGAUCAGAAUUUUUCGGAAAAUCAUGAAGCAGAAUCUAGAGACAAUAGUAGUACAUCACCUCAACAUAAUAAAGACCCCAAUAAAGUAAUUUCAUCAUCAUUAUUGAAUGAUUCCUCAGUUAAUGCUUCAUUAUCAUCUGAUAAUAAAAAUAAAAAGGAUGUAUCACCUCAACCCAAUGAAGUUAAAUCAUCAUUAAUGAAUGAUUCCUCAGAUAAUGCUUCGUUAAAAUCUGAUAGUAAAAAUGUGGUGAAUACAUCACCUCAGCCUAAUGAAGACCCAAAUAAAGUUAAAUCAUCAUUAAUGAAUGAUUCAUCAGAUAAUGAUUCAUUAAAAUCCAAUAAUAAAAAUAAAAAGGAUCCAUCACCUCAACUUAAUGAAGACCCUAAUGAAGUAAAAUCCUCAUUAUUGAAUGAUUCCUCAGAUAGUGCUUUAUCAGCUUCUAACAAAAGAAAAAGAAAUAGUGAAAAAGAUACAUCACCUCAGCUGAAUGAAGAUUCUGAAAAAGUUAAGUCCUCAUUAUUAAACGAUUCUUCAGAUAAUACUUCGAUAUCAUUAAAUAAAAGAAAAAGGAGUAUCGAAAAAGUUUCACCACAUAAGUCUAAAAGAAGACACAUUAUGGAAAGUAUGCAUGCUAAGAAAAUGCUCCUGACUUACUCAUCAAGCUCGGAUACUGAGGAUGAACAGUUAAGAAGUGCCUUGAAGGAAAUUAAAGAGUCUUUACUGAAAGGGAUUAGUUCCGAUGAAGAGAGUAAACCAAAAAAUUUGCAACUAAAUAAGGAUUCAACUUCUGAAUCUGAAAAAAAUGAUGUAAAAGAAUUAAAUAAAAAUUCCAGUAAAAAUCACAAAACUUCAUCAGGCUCGGAAGGUGAAAGAAUAUUAAAAAAAAAGCAAAAAAGUUCCAAAAUCAGAAACAAGCGUUUUAAGAAUGAUGAUACGGAUAAAUCAGAAGCAGACAAUGAUGAAAAUACAAAAUCCAGUUUAUGCAAGAUGGGCCAUUCUAGAGCUAAACCGGGCAGUAGCAGCAGUCAAAAUUCAGAUACUCAGGAUGCAAAUGACAAAGACAUUGACGGACUAACGAACCUAAACACGCUGAGCAAGACGCGUCGCCGGCGUGGUUCAACGUCAUCCGACCAGACUGCAGAUACAGCGCAGACGAGAUCCAGCAAAAGUGGCGAUAUGCCCAAAGUGCCUCGAAUCCAAGCCGAGAGCCUUCUCAAGGCUGAGAGUAGUUCCGACGCAGCGUCGAUCGCAGGCAGCGAGGAAGGGGAAGAGGCUGAAGAAUUACCAACGGUUUCAAUGUCGGCUAUCAACGGAGACGGAAUCCCGCACCUGGCUAAAGACGAUCUGCUGGGAGAAAGUGACUCUUCAAGCUCACACAAUGAAAAGGAUACAGCCUCACAGGAGGAAAGCAAAAAGUCCGAUACUGAAGAGGAAGAUAACGUUAAGUUGAAACGUCGUAAAGCACACGCCAUCUCGUCGGACUCAGAGGCCGGCUCGUCGCGGCGUCGCGAACGCGGACACAAGAUGAGCGACUUCGAGGACUCGGAUGACGACGGCUCAGAACCAGCCGUCAAGAAGAAGCGCAAGAAGAAGCCCAGCGACAGCGAUGAUCAAUCCUCCGACGAUAGCGGGAAGAAGAAGCGACGUCGCAUCAAGAACGUAGAUGACAGUGACGGGUCUGACUCCGAUACGGAAAAUGAAGGUCGAAAUAAGCAUGGCAGGAAGAAUAUUCGGAAGGUUAUGGGUAAAAACCAACUUGAAGAAGCAACCAAGAAGGCAGCGCGCGAGGAAAAAGAGAGGAUUGCCCGAAUUGCGGAAAGGCAGAAGAUGUACAAUAACCUGGAGUUUGAUGAAUCUGGUAAACCUGAUGAAGUAAUUUUGGAGAAGGUAGUCCUCGAUUUUGAUCCAGAAACAAAGGAGCCGCUGAUUGAAGUUGACAGGGGCCUUGUAAAGAAACUUAAACCACAUCAGGCGAAUGGUAUAAAAUUCAUGUGGGAUGCCUGCUUCGAGAGUGUGAAACGGAUUAAAAAGGACAAAGGCUCUGGAUGCAUUCUUGCACAUUGCAUGGGCCUUGGAAAAACUCUGCAGGUGGUUUCGCUGACGCAUACGCUCCUGACGCACAGUGCAUUGACUGGCGUACAGCGCGUGUUAGUGGUGUGCCCGCUUAGCACCGUGCUCAACUGGGUGAACGAGUUUCGCAUCUGGCUUAAACACACAGAGAACGAGUACGACGUUGAUGUGUACGAGCUCUCCAGAUAUAAACAAAACUCGGAGCGUGCGUUCCAACUGCAGCAGUGGUUUGAGUCGGGGGGAGUGUGCGUGCUUGGCUACGAGAUGUUCCGGAACUUGUCUGCAGAUAACUCAAAGAAGUUUAAGAAAAAGAUGUUGAAGAGCUUCCAGGAGAGCUUGGUUGACCCUGGUCCUGACCUAGUGGUGUGUGACGAAGGACACCUGCUGAAAAAUGAGAAGACCAGCCUCUCGCAGUCUAUGAACAGGGUCAGGACGCGACGUCGCAUUGUACUCACCGGAACGCCUCUGCAGAACAAUCUUAAAGAAUACUACUGCAUGGUGCAGUUCGUGAAGCCGAACCUGCUGGGCAAGUACAACGAGUAUUUGAAUCGAUUUGUGAACCCUAUCACCAACGGACAGUACACUGAUUCAACAGAGCACGACAUACGCGUUAUGAAGCGACGCUCGCACGUACUGCACAAAAUGCUUGACGGUGCUGUACAGAGGAGAGAUUAUGGGGUGCUGGCGCCCUUUUUGCCUCCAAAACACGAAUACGUACUAUUCAUAACAUUGUCGGAAGUACAAAUCAAGUUAUAUCAGCACUAUUUGGAUAAUUAUUCCAGGAGGCCACUCCCUGGAAAAUCCUCUGGGUUCCUCUUCCCAGACUUUCAAUCACUGCAAAGGAUAUGGACGCAUCCAUUAGUACUCAAGUACAAUUCAGAGCGAUAUGAGAUUAUGCAACAGAAAAAGAGGGAGAGAGAAGAAGAAGAAGACUCAGAAGGAUCAUUAGCAGACUUUAUUGAUGAUGAUUCUACACCUAAUGAAAGUUCAACUGAAGAAUCGUCAGAUGACUUUUCAGAUGCGAGUGAUGACAGUCGCAAGAAAAAUAAAAAGAAAAAAGCAGCCAAGAAGGGUAAAGUAAAAGACAGCAAAGUUACCACCCGAAGAGGCACUAGAGCUAAUCCAGUGGAACAUCUAGAGGACGAGGAAAAGCCAAUAGAGUCUCUGGAGACGAAGUAUGAAAACCCAACAGAGUGGUGGAUGAAGCUGGUGACGGACGACGAGCUGGAGGAUAUGCGCAACUCACACAAGCUGGUACUGCUGUUCGAUAUCCUGCGGCAGUGUGAGACGAUUGGCGAUAAAUUAUUAGUAUUCUCACAGUCUCUGUAUUCACUGGACCUUAUUGAGCACUUUUUGGGAAAAGUUGACGAAGCUACACAAGAAGGACGUAUUGACGAAAAACUUGGCGGACAUGUUGGGUCCUGGUCACCGGGAAUAGAUUACUUCAGAUUGGAUGGCUCAACCUCCUGUGAGAACAGGUCAAUUUGGUGCAAGAACUUUAACAGGGAAGAUAACCCUAGGGCUAGAUUAUUCCUAAUAUCGACGCGAGCGGGUGGACUCGGCAUCAAUCUAGUGGCAGCGAACCGUGUCGUUAUUUUCGACGUGUCUUGGAAUCCCUCACAUGACGUCCAAAGUAUUUUCCGCGUCUAUCGUUUCGGUCAGAAGAAACCCUGUUAUAUUUACAGGUUUCUUGCGAUGGGCACAAUGGAGGAGAAGAUCUACGAGCGUCAGGUGACAAAGCAGGCAAUAUCGAAGCGCGUGAUCGACGAGCAGCAGAUCGACCGGCACUACGCGGAGAACGACCUGGCCGAGCUGUACAAGUUCGAGCCGCGGCCGCCCGUGCCGCGCCCGCUGCCGCCGCUGCCCCGCGACCGCCUGUUCGCCGAGAUGCUGCGCGAGCACGACGCACAGAUCUACAAAUACCACGAGCAUGAUUCACUUCUCGAAAAUAAAGAAGAGGAGACGCUAAGUGAAGAGGAACGCAAAGCGGCGUGGGAGGACUUCGAGAAUGAGAAGAACCGCCCGCCACCUGCUCCCUUCCCGGCGCCCUGGCAGAUGGCUAACGGAAUGGUGCCCGGAUUGCUGGCACAACAGCAACAACAGCUCGCCUUCGCCGCUCUCGGAGCUAUGCUCCGCAAGGAUAUGCCUAAUAUCAACGAAAACCAGAUACGAGAUAUGCUGCCUCUCAUUUAUAAUUCUAAUCCGGGGAUGUUCGGUGGAUAUGACUAUGGCUUGAUGCAGAAAAUGGGCGAGAUCUACAAGUAUGCUCAGCCGGGCAUAAUGAACCCAGCGAUGAUGAAUCCAGUUAUGAAUCCUGGCGCUGGAGCAGGAAAUUUAGGGGGUUCUAGCGGUUUGCAAUAUGAGCCUCCAUGGCAAAGACAACAACAGCAGCAACAACAGAUGAGGUUGCAACAGAUGAUGCAGCAACAACACCAAAAUAUGGGCGCGAAGUACUACGCGGGCGGGCUGGGCAGCCGCGACCCGGUGGCGAUGGCGCUGCAGCAGCAGCGUGCGCGCGAGAUCAUGCUCGGCGAGCGAGCGCGCCCGCGCGGCCGCCCGCCGCUGCAGCGCGCGCCCGCCGCGCCCGACGUCGUCAACCUCGCCGACUCCGACUAG